AUGAAGAAGACCAAUAUAUCGAAUCUGCUGCAAUCCAUCUCCGUUCUCGCUACUUUGAAGGUGGUCGUUAAUGGGCAAACAACGUGUAAUGGUGGCUUGGGUCGAGUCGUUUACGAGAGACUUCCGGAUCAACAGCUUCAGGGUUUCGACGACGAUGUGGUACGAGACUCUGCGCCACCAUUUAGAGUCUUAGAAAAAUGUCAGGAAUUAUGUCUGCGUGAUAGGACAGCGACGAACAAUUUAGUCCGCGCUUGCACGAGCUUCGAUUUCCAACCUGGCAGCAGAAUAGCGUCUUUCAGCGGGGCUGCUGAAUACGAAGAAAGUACUUGCUACUUAACUAGAGAACAAGCUCAACCAGAGGGAAUCGGAAAUCUAAUGCUGGUGCCAAAUAGUGUUCACUUUACGGAAGUUUGUCUUGGCUCUGAUAGGAUAGAACGGGAAUGCCCUAAUCGCCGUUACGUGUACGAGAGACACCCUAGGAAGAAACUAAAGCUCCCGUUGACGGAUAUUAAGGAAGUUAGUGCGGCGAAUAGAACAGAUUGCGAAGAUAGAUGUCUGAACGAGUUCAGUUUUAUUUGUCGAUCUGUUACGUACGACACAGCUCUGAGAAGCUGCGCUCUGAGUCGUUUCACGAGACGAACACAUCCUGAAUUACUGGAAGACGAUCCAAAUUCUGAUUAUCUCGAAAACACCUGUCUCAAUGCCGAACGUCGAUGUGACGGAUUAGCGGUGUUUGUUAAAGAAGAAAACAAGCGUCUUCGGGGACCAUUUGAAGUCGACAUUUACACAAACCUUACUUUAGACGAGUGUCAAGCCCUUUGCCUCAGAGCAGAGAAAUAUUUCUGUCGAAGUGUCGAAUUUGACGAACAGACGAGACAGUGUGUCAUCUCUGAAGAAGACUCUGUUUCUCAAAAAGAUGAUAUCGGUAUCAGUAGCAGCCCCAGCCACCACUUUUACGAUUUAGUUUGUUUGGACAAUCCACGUGGCUCUGAAUAUCCAGACAGCAGUUCGACGUCGCACCUUUUCUCCGAUGGACGACGACCCGACACCGCGUUCCAGCGUUAUCGAAACUCACGUCUCAGCGGUGAAUUUCACUCCGAGAUAACCGGACGCAGCCUGAGCGAAUGUCUUGACGAGUGUCUUCGACAGACCAGCUUCCAAUGUCGGAGCGCCGUCUACUCCGAACAUUAUCACACCUGUCGAUUAAGUCGAUUCAAUCAGCGUGACGGGCAUCGAAUUAUCUACGAUGCGGAUUACGAUUAUUACGAGAAUCUUAUGCAUCAAUACUUAGAUGGAGACCGAGAUAAUCCAGGAUACAGACCGGAUCCUCUGGGGCAGGAUACGAAUUUUGGCAGGCCAUCCUUAGGAAGACCUGGUUACCCAGACGAUUAUGACAAAGGAUUCAGCAGCAGCGCGAAACCAGAUCGUUAUCCAGACCGUCACCCAGAUCGUUUCCCAGAUCGCUACCCAGAUCGUUACCCAGACCGAUAUCCCGAUAAAUAUCCCGAUAAAUAUCCAGAUCGUUAUCCUGAUCGUUAUCCAGGUGAUAGAUAUCCCGAUAGCGAUCGUUAUCCCACAAGUGAUCGAUAUCCUACAAGCGAUCGUUAUCCUAUCAGUGAUCGAUAUCCUACAAGCGAUCGUUAUCCUGCCAGUGAUCGUUAUCCAAUUGGAGAUCGAUUUCCAUCAUCAGACAGAUACCCUAUAUCUGAUCGAUUCCCCAUCAGAGGUGGCGAUCGUCGUCCUGUUCAUCCUGAUCGGUAUCCUAUUCCCGAUCCUGGAAUAGACAGAUAUCCAACAAAUAACAGAUACCCUAGUGGAAUUGGUAAUCGAUACCCGAUAUCUCCAAGUCGUUAUCCUAGUGAUAGUGACCGAUAUCCUAACGCCAUAGACCGUUAUCCUAUUCCAGAGGAUCCUUUGGACAGAUAUCCCAUCAGGGAUCCUUCUGGUAUAGGCAGCAGCAGGCCCCACGUUGAUCGGUAUCCUAUUAGCGAGAGGUUUCCGGAGAAGGACCUUUAUCCCAAUCGGUACCCACCAACGUCUCACGGAGGAUACCCACAAAAUUACCCCGUAGACGAUCUUUACAGUCCUCAAUCUCACCCAGACCGAAAUCACUUUGGGGCAGCAGGCCCAACCCGUCCUCUAGGCUACGGUGGUUACAGUAACGACGGUGGAAUCAUCGGUGGUGGUUAUAUAGGUGAAGGUGGAGUCUACAAUUCACGACCUUUCGGUACCAGUGGUGGUCCCAUCAUUGGACGUCCACCUCUAGUAUCGAGAUGCGACGAACAAGAUAACUUUCGACAAGUGGGACCUCACACAAGGGUCCGUAAACCUUUCGUCAGACGAUACACGACAGCUUCUUCGUUGGCGCAGUGUGAAAGGGAGUGUGCAGACGCCAGAGACUUCGUGUGCAGAUCCUUCAAUUACCGUCCAUACGCUGCUCCCUAUGGAGCUGAGAGGGACAACUGCGAACUGAGUGACCGUGAUUCCAGAGACAUGGACAUGGGGAACCCCUUGUACUACGACACUGGCUCAGAUUAUGAUUUCUACGAGAGGAACAACGGAAGACAGGGUGCUGACGCAGAGUGUCUGGACGUGAGUCAAGUGUGUAGCGAGGACGGGAUGGAAUUUACUUUAAGGACGCCCGAAGGAUUCAUUGGCCGGAUUUACACUUACGGCUAUUACGAUCGCUGCUUCUUCCGGGGGAACGGGGGAACCGUGAAUGUACUUCGAAUCAGUGGUCCUCAGGGCUAUCCCGAGUGCGGCACUCAGAGAUAUGGCGACACAAUGACGAACAUCGUCGUUGUACAGUUCUCCGACUACGUGCAGACAGGAAGGGACAAACGCUUCAAUCUCACCUGUCUAUUUCGAGGCCCUGGCGAAGCUGUCGUCACAUCCGGCUACAUCGGUGCCGGGUAUGCCAGAUCAGGAUCUCCAAUCCCCAUUGAAUACCUUCCAGCGGAAAAUACCCUAAGUUCGCGCGUACGUUUGAUGAUUCUGUACCAAGGUAGACCCACGACGACCAUCGCAGUUGGUGAUCCACUGACUUUUAGAUUAGAAGCUCAGGAUGGGUACAAUUACGUGACAGAUAUUUUUGCUACCAAUGUAAUAGCAAGAGAUCCAUACUCUGGAAGAAGUGUUCAGCUUAUAGACAGAUACGGUUGUCCGGUAGACAAUUACGUGUUCCCGGGACUAGAUCGUCUACGCGACGGAGACAGUCUUGAGGCGCGUUUCAACGCUUUCAAAAUCCCAGAGUCCAACUUCUUAGUGUUCGAGGCAAACGUACGAACCUGUCGAGACGGGUGCCAGCCCGCCUACUGUUCAGGUGGCACAGGAAGAAGCGAACCUUCCUUUGGAAGACGACGAAGGGACGUGUCACAAAACGACACAAUCGCUGAGGAAAACGAAAUAAGUACUGCAACGGAAAAUAAUGCGAACGACACGUUCUCCGUGUCAAAUUCUACGGUCCUCGAAGAGAACGAUGCUAUAGACGAGGAAGAAGAAGAGGAACACGUAAGGGAAAUGAUAGAGGUUUUAGACUCGAGGAUGGACAUUGACGAAGAAACCGUAGUUGAAAGACAAACUACUGUCAUGGAGAACGUUUGCAUAACACCGAACGAGUACUACGGACUUGUGACAGCAGUGGCGGUGCUGGUAGUACUUCUAGCUUCUGUAGUAUUGUUAUCUAUGCUGAUUUACAGAAAAUACGCUUACUCGGUGAUCACGAAGAAUCGCAGAGUGGAUAAAGCGUGCAGUCGCAACAGUCAUUCUGACGAUGCUUACAGCAGUCGAGCUAACAAUUUCUCGUUCUUGAGAACAGGUCUUCAGAAACCGUUUCAAUCCACAUCGAUCUCGAGAUCGAUGAGCAACGUGAUCGGUCAACGAGUGAGCUCAUCGUCGACCGCUCUGGAGGGUGCUGUUGGAUUGUCGUCCAGCAGAAGAACUGGCUUCGAUCCGAGCGAACCGAUAUACACCGAUCCAUCACUGUUCGAGGUUGCUCGUUGCUCGUCGCCAAAACCAGCACUCGGUGAUAACUUCCAUCUGAUGUGA
Messenger RNA from Habropoda laboriosa, 4047 nucleotides. RefSeq lists its product as uncharacterized. The transcript has 19 exons. Lineage: Eukaryota; Metazoa; Arthropoda; Insecta; Hymenoptera; Apidae. The record is from RefSeq and is a predicted model, not a curated record. Bases 1 to 4047 code for a protein of 1348 amino acids.